CGAUAGAAUAGCAGUUAACUUGUCCCCAACUUUUAACCCCGGUACCAGGAGACACGCCACCGGGAGAAAAAUACGUUAAACUGGAGGUCCAGACGCCUCCGUGUGACAAGAUAAGCCUUCAAGAUGGCACUACUUUUCAUAACAUAUCGGGCGUUUUUUCACCAGGAAAAGUUGCUGUCAGGAGCUCGCGCUGCUAACGGUCAAGCCUUUAGCCGCUUCACGUCACAUUUCGUCUCCAAACGUGUCACGUGUGUCACUGACAUUUCGGCCGAAUUUUAAGAUAAGGUCUAAAAUAUCGGAUACUGUUUUCAGUCGUGUUUUAAGGGCAAUGAGUCCAUAACUGUGAGCAAAAUGACAUAAACAUUGUGGAAUAGUGGAGCGGAAGUCGGCAUGACAUGUCUUUCCGCUAACGGCUAACCUAGCUAGUCACUGGAGGAGUAGCGCGCGAGCUUCUUCAUCGGCGUGAUGACGCUUGAACAGCGCGUGCAUGCGGGUUAAAAAAACCCGACAGGAAUGGUCGACUAAUGUAGUUAAAGUGUAACUGUUAGCUCGGCUCCACGCUGUCGGAACAAGGACCGCUCUGUGACAGUGUUGACGUGUGUCCUCGUGCGUGAGUGACUGGCCACUUAAUGGGACCAGUGCGGCAACACCUACAAGCAUGGCGUCGGGAGGGAUGUCACCACCGCCACCCCCCAAACACACCAACAGGUUGGCCCAGGAGCGGUCGCCCUACCUGCUGCAACACGCGCACAACCCCGUCGACUGGUAUCCAUGGGGACAGGACGCUUUUGACAAAGCGAAGAAUGAAGACAAGCCAAUAUUUUUAUCAGCUGCGCUCGUCUGUUUGCUGUGACUCUCUCCGGCCGUUAGUGGGCUACUCCACGUGCCAUUGGUGCCACGUCAUGGAGAGGGAGUCUUUCGAAGACGAGGACAUCGGGAAGAUCCUCAGCGACAACUUUGUCUGCAUCAAAGUCGACCGAGAGGAGAGGCCCGACGUGGAUAAGGUCUACAUGACCUUUGUGCAGGCGACGAGCGGCAGUGGAGGUUGGCCCAUGAGCGUGUGGCUGACCCCGGACCUCCGGCCUUUCAUUGGAGGAACCUAUUUCCCACCCACGGACCACGCGAGAAGACCCGGGCUCAAAACGGUUCUUAACCGGAUUAUUGAACAGUGGCAGAACAACCGCCCGGCUUUGGAGUCGAGUGGAGAGAAGAUCCUCGAAGCCCUGAAGAAAGGCACGGCCGUCGCCGCCAACCCGGGAGAGGGUCCACCGCCGGCACCGGCCGUCGCCAGCCGCUGCUUCCAGCAGCUGGCGCACUCCUACGAGGAAGAGUACGGCGGCUUCCGGGACGCUCCCAAGUUCCCCACCCCAGUGAAUCUGAUGUUCCUCAUGUCCUACUGGUCUGUGAAUCGCUCCACCUCCGAAGGGGUCGAGGCUCUGCAGAUGGCUUUGCACACACUCCGCAUGAUGGCGCUGGGCGGCAUCCACGACCACGUGGCUCAGGGUUUUCACCGCUACUCUACAGAUUCCUCGUGGCACGUUCCCCACUUUGAGAAGAUGUUGUACGACCAGGCACAGCUGGCUGUGGCCUACAUAACUGCCUCCCAGGUAUCGGGCGAGCAGCUGUUUGCAGAUGUGGCUAAGGACAUCCUGCUCUACGUCUCCAGAGACCUGAGUGACAAGUCUGGAGGCUUCUACAGUGCGGAGGAUGCCGACUCUGUCCCGGCGUCGGGGGGGCCGGAGAAGCGCGAGGGGGCUUUCUGCGUCUGGACCGCCUCGGAAGUUCGUGAGCAUUUGCCGGAUGCGGUCGAGGGCGCCGCCCGAGCCGCCACGCGGGCCGCCACGCGGGCCGACGUCUUCAUGCACCACUACGGGGUCAAGGAGCAAGGCAACGUUGCUCUGGAGCAGGACCCCCACGGGGAGCUGCAGGGCCAGAAUGUGCUGAUCGUGCGCUAUUCAGUGGAGUUAACGGCUGCUCGCUUUGGCAUCAGCGUGGAGAGAGCCGCAGAGCUCCUGGCCUCGGCCAGGACCGACAUGGCAAAAGUGAGGCGGAGCCGGCCACGCCCACAUCUGGACACCAAGAUGUUGGCCUCCUGGAGCGGUCUCAUGCUGUCGGCCUACGCCCGUGUCGGGGCCGUGCUGGGCGACCAGGCCCUGCUGCAGAGGGCGGUGCAGGCGGGCAACUUCCUCCAGGAGCACCUGUGGGACGCCGAGCGGCAGACCAUGCUCAGGUCCUGUUACCGUGGCGACGAGAUGGAGGUGCAACAGAUAUCGACGCCCAUCUCCGGCUUCCUGGACGACUACGCCUUCGUCAUCUGCGGCGUGCUGGACCUGUACGAGGCCACGCUGCGGCCGCAGUGGCUGCAGUGGGCCGAGGAGCUGCAGCGGCGGCAGGACGCGCUUUUCUGGGACGAGCAGGGCGGCGGCUACUUCUGCAGCGACCCCGGGGACAGCGCGGUGCUGCUGCGCCUCAAGGAGGAUCAGGACGGAGCCGAGCCCAGCGCUAACUCGGUGUCGGCGUCCAACCUCCUGCGUCUGUCCCACUACUGCGGCAGGGGGGCGUGGCUCCAGAGGGCGCGACAGCUGCUGGCGGCGUUUUCCGACCGGCUGACCAAGGUGCCCAUAGCGCUGCCGGAAAUGGUCCAGGCCCUCAUGAGCGAGCACCGCACGCUCCAACAGAUCGUGAUCUGUGGCCAGAGGGAUGCCCCGGACACCGCCGGUCUCCUAGCAGCAGUCAACUCCCUCUUUCUACCACAUAAGGUUUUGAUGCACAUCGACGCCGAUGCCGACGGAUUCCUGCGCCGCCGGCUGCCCGCCCUCUCCACCAUGACCCAGCGAGGGGGCGUGGCCACGGCCUACGUCUGCCGGGACUCCGCCUGCUCGCUCCCCGUCACCGACCCCCAGGAGCUAUGCCGGCUGCUGCUGGACGGUGCUGCCGCGGAGACACGGGCGGAUUGACCACGAGCAGAAGUGCAGACGGCACUACCCCCCCCCCCCCCCCCCAUCUGCAGCGGGACACACGCUCUAUGUACUUUGGUAGAAUCGAAUACAGUCCCGUGAGGUGAGUGGGGGGCUUCCCUCAGUGUAUCCUAGUACGUCGAGUGUGGCUUCCUAGAGACGGUUGAUCAGCGUGUUGACAUGCAGGAAUCUAAACGGCCUCGUGGAGACACGCGUGCAGCAGCGGCGGCAGAAUCUCCUCCGAAUAUGUAAUGCUUUGUCCAGAAUGUCCACCGGCUCCACCGCGAAGUGAAACUACAGACCCGUAACAGACGCACCGGCGUCCCCUCCUGACCCCGCGGGCACAUGGAUCUGAUGGUGGGAAUCUGUGUGUGUGGGAAAAAGAAGACGCUUGGUUUGUAUCCUCGUGCAUCACGGUCAAAGAUUCCCUCUGAAGUUACGUGUCACGGUGACCCCCCCCCCCCCGUCGAGGCUUCCUUUCCUCCGCUGCAGAGACUUUACGUCUCGUGGCUUUUCAUCUUGAGGUUUUAGUGCACCGCGCGGCAUGAACACACACAACCCUAAAUAAUAAAUACUUUUCCCGUCUCCCCUUU
Molecule: messenger RNA, 3550 nt
Organism: Pseudoliparis swirei
Lineage: Eukaryota; Metazoa; Chordata; Actinopteri; Perciformes; Liparidae
Gene: spata20
Product: spermatogenesis associated 20
Exons: 16
Coding region: 630-2957 (775 amino acids)
Biological process (GO): carbohydrate metabolic process
Source: RefSeq, a predicted model, not a curated record